Messenger RNA from Rhagoletis zephyria (snowberry fruit fly), 3122 nucleotides. RefSeq lists its product as uncharacterized. NCBI's taxonomy places the organism in Eukaryota, Metazoa, Arthropoda, Insecta, Diptera, Tephritidae. The record is from RefSeq and is a predicted model, not a curated record.
CUGAACCCUCCACGAGGGUGCUGACUGGUAAUGGGCACUACAGAGGAUUCUGUGCGAUGUCAGAAUGGUGCUCAGCUAAGAUCAGGAAUCAGUGCUAUGUGCUAAACUCCUUAAUAGCGUAGUCAUAUGGAAAUGGUUUCUGAUCGUGGCUUGGAGGUCUGAAGGGGCUGGAUCAAGGCGUCACGCGCACCGUACCGAGGAUCGGCCAGGCUGGGGGCCCCUAAAUAGCCCAGUCGCGAACGGAGCCCUCUGGGAGGCGGCCACACCCAGGAUGUAAGUAGGCCUUACCUGGGCAUCGCGGAUCUCUGCCCGGGUGGACGAACCCCCUUUCUCCGCAGCCCGUGGGAUCAAUUAUGGACAAAAAACAAAUAACAACAACAACAACAAAAACAGCAACAACAACAUCAAAAACAAUUUAUAAAGGGACCGGCCCCCUUAAAGCGUCGGAAGGGUCUCGGCCCACUAAACAAGGAGCUCAAGCGAUGCAGAGUACCUCCACCAGCCGUAGUGCGGUGACAAAUAGCGGGAAACCAAGGCCAAUGGUGAAACCGGGCCAAGCUCUCGCAAAAACGAAGGAAAGUGGCGGUGGGGUUGCUCAAAGGAGUCCACCCCGGGAAACUCCUGGCACCAGUGGACGCCAACCUGGCAUGCAGAUUGCAGCCGGGGAUAAGGCUGAAUCUGGGGCGCAGGCCCCGGGCGGUCCUCCCGCGACACCCACGGCCUUCACGAGGCCUGACCAGAGGCCAGAACCAGCUGCAGCGGGCUAUCGGCAGAGGAAGCUGGCUGCUCGAAUCCUGCAAAGGUUCACCGCAACGCCUGACCUGUGUAGCAAGGCGAAAGAAGAGCAUGUGAAGGAGAUCCUCACAGAAAUCGACUGGGCAAAGGCAGUCCUGCCCGACUACCGCAAGCCGGAGGAGAAGCAGCCGCAGGCGCCCUCCAGUAAGCGCAAUAGAUCGGGGGAAAAUACGCCCAACCAAUACGCAAAGAGGGUCAGAACGCAGGGGCCUUCUUUUGCUGAAGUAGCCAAGGAGCAGAUCCUGCUCGGCGUCAUCGAUGAGAGCAAUGAAGACAGCCUCACCCUGAGGCAGCAAUGGAAGUGGGUUAAGGCCGCGAUGGCCGACAUUGCUAUCAACAUUAUGUUGGAGAAUCCGGGACCUCCGCCAACCUGCAAGGGAGCGGGGUGGUUCCAAAAUAACAUCCGCGUUAUAGCAUGCGAGGAUGCUAGAUCAGCGGAGAUCUACAAGAAAACAGUCGCAGGUAUUGGAGAAGUCUACCCUGGUGCGAAGCUCAGGGCGGUCGACUUCAAGGACCUACCGGUGCGACCGAGAGCGAGAGCAUGGUUGCCUUGCAGGCCAGCGGAGCCAGAAAGGAUCCUCCAAACCAUAAGGCUCUAUAACCCGGAGCUACCUACCGAUAAUUGGAAGGUGGUCAAAAUCAACGAAAGCGGUAAAGCGACGAUGCAGGUUGUCCUGCUUCUAAAUAAGGACUCCAUAGAGUUGUUGGAGCAAAAGAGCGGGGUCAUACGUUACGGCUGUGACAUGGCCAAAAUUAAGGUCUACAGCAACGACGUAAACGCAGCGAAGAACCUGAUCGCGGAGGUAGAGCCGGAAGAGGCCAACAGCGACGUGGAGAUGGAGGAAGAAUCCGAGCAGGUUGAUCCGAUGGACGACCUGACCGGGGGUUAUGCCUCAUCGACGUCUUCGCUGGGGGUCGGACGCAUGCUUCGGCUUUAUACGGAGGAGGAGUUGAUCGAGAUGUCGGAAGACGCGGUCAACUCCACCCUAAUAGGCGACGUGGGCGAUAACGGCCAAGAUGGUGAAGGUACUGCAGAUUAACCUUCACCACUGUAAAGCAGCUUCAGCUGCACUGCUGCUCCAUCUAACAGCUAAAGGGGCAGCCGACAUCGUCCUAAUCCAAGAACCUUGGGUGGUGGGACAAAACAUUUGUGGGCUGAAAGCGCCGGGCUACAGACUGCGACGAGGACACAACAGCGGUCAGUCUAAGUGCAAACGGACGACCAAUUAGGAUGGCAUCCAUGUACCUAGCGCAUGACAAGGAGGUGCCAACUACCUGCAUUAAAGACCUAGUGGCCAGCACGAGAGAGGCGCUAAUUUUGGGAGGUGACGCGAAUGCCCACCAUCACACCUGGGGCAGCUCCGAUGAUAACGAACGGGGUGAGUCACUUUUUAAUUUCAUACUUAGUUCUAAGCUUGUUAUUGCGAAUAGGGGGAAUGAUCCCACUUUUAUUACAAAAUCCCGAAGGGAAGUUCUGGACGUUACCCUUAUCUCUGAGAAUGCGGAAUGUCUGGUCGGGAAGUGGAAGGUGCUUGAGGAGCACUCCUUUUCCGACCACCGAUAUAUCCAAUUCGAGGUAUUAGGGGAAACGCCCAAGGCUCCUCUAACUAGAAACUUGCGAAAUGCCAACUGGCAUAGGUAUCGGAAAGAGCUGGAUAGGCUUUUGCCACAAGAUAGAGAGCCGGCUACUCCAGCAAACCUAGAGGAGCUGGAAUAUCUUGUCGACCAUUUUACGGGGGCCUGCAGUAAGGCAAUAGACAUUGCAUGCCCCAAAAAGCAGCACCGGGGUAGGAAAAAGCCACCCUGGUGGAAUGAAGAAAUCAGGAUUUCACGCAAGAACUGCAGGAAAACCUUCAAUCAGGCUACUGCGUCUGGUAGUGAGGGACAUUGGGAGACCUACAAGACAACGUUACGGGAGUACAAGAAGCUCCUAAGAAGGUCGAAAAGAACCUCAUGGAAAGACUUCUGCAAUGGGGUGGAGUCUAUCUCAGAGGCAGGCAGGCUCAGAAAGAUACUCUCAGGUACUGCCCAGAAAGCCCCAGGAUGCUUGCAAAGACCUGACGGCUCCUGGACAGAGACCGAGGAGGAAUCACUGGAUCUGCUUCUUUGCACACACUUCCCGGGUGCCACGGAUAGCAUGCCGGUACAGCCACAUCUAACUGGAGAUCUUUCGGUCACUGGAGAUUUCCUCACUAGGGAAAAGGUCAUCUGGUCUAUUGGGACAUUUAAGCCCUAUAAAUCAGCAGGUCCGGAUGGCAUUGCCCCCAUACAGCUGCAGCAAACACUUCAGCUAAGCUCAGCGUGGCUACACGCUAUAAUUAAGGGAG